AUGCGUGUUUUCUUAGUUAUUGCUCAUGAUGAACCGCAUCAGCGCUCAUUUUGCCAUGCUGCUUAUAGAAAGGCAAUUGAGACACUUAAAUUAAACAAGCAUGAAGUUAUGACUCUCGAUCUCUAUGAAUCCGAUUUUACAAAAUUGCCAUCUUUAGAUGAUUUCAUCGAAGCAAAUCCACAGCUUACACUUAACGAACACGCAAAGAAAGGCUUAUACAAAGAAGAAAUUCUUCGUUGCCAAUGCUGCAUCGAAUGGUGCACACACCUUAUGCUUUUUACACCAAUGCACUGGCUUUCUCCAAGUGCUGCUCUUAUGGGCUGGUGGGAAAAGGUAUUUGGCGAAGGUUGGGCUUUCUCUGAUACUUCUAAAGGCCGUACUGGCUUCAUGACAGGAAAGAAAGCUAUGGUAUGUGUCACUCUUGGCAUGAACCAAAGCUUUUAUGGUAAAGAUUCAGUCCAUAUUACAGUCGAAGAACUUAUGUAUAAUCUUACAUUCCGCUGCUUCGCUCAAUGCGGUUUCACACCACUUCGUACACAAGCAUUCUUUGGAUUAUUAAAUGCGGACCCACAGACUAGAGUUGAUAUGCUUAACUCAUGGAGUGAGCAUGUUAUGAACCUUGAAAGCCGCGAAACUAUCGAAUUUGUCAUAUCUGAAGAAGAACGCAAACGCCAAGGUAUUGACUCUAAGAACAAUCACCAGAUUUUAGCAGAACUUGGUGAUUUACCACUUUUAAUUAAGAAGAAUCCAUAUGGAUUCUAA
Molecule: messenger RNA, 762 nt
Organism: Trichomonas vaginalis G3
Lineage: Eukaryota; Parabasalia; Trichomonadida; Trichomonadidae
Product: NAD(P)H oxidoreductase-related family
Exons: 1
Coding region: 1-762 (253 amino acids)
Cellular component (GO): cytosol
Molecular function (GO): NAD(P)H dehydrogenase (quinone) activity
Source: RefSeq, a predicted model, not a curated record